AUGAACAACCCACCAGGAGACGUCAAUCCACAUCAUGUGGUUAGCUCCUACUUCAUCGGCCCUAAGUCCGAGAACAUGGGUGACUUUAAAGCCAACAUUACAGCGAUCCUGGAUCUGAUCCAGAAGGCCCGUCAAAACUACCAGCCUGGAGACGAUGUAUUCAUCACGGAGGACGUCCGGACGUCUGCUACCUUCCAGAGGAUUACCAAAAACUUCCACGAGGCUGUCAAGAAGGCCGCUACACUGCUGGGCAAGCACUCAAUCCCCUUCUGGCACCCCCGGUAUGAGGGCCAUAUGUCUACGGACAUGACCAUGCCCGGUCUACUCGGCUAUUUCAUGGCCAUGAUCUACAACCCGAAUAAUGUCACCGUCGAGGCAAGCCCGUUCACCACCGUCGUCGAGCUGAGAGCGGGAAAGCAACUGUGUGAAAUGUUUGGUUAUAACACCGACCCCGAUCAAACGGAAUUGCCAUUGUCCUGGGGCCACAUAACCUGUGAUGGGACAGUGGCUAAUCUUGAAUCCAUCUGGGUUGCCCGCAAUCUCAAAUUUUAUCCCCUGACCCUCUACCAGGCCAUGAAGGAUGGCCCUCUUGGCUUCAUCGCCAACGAAUUCCAAGUCACCACCUGCGUCGGAGAGGAGAAGCUCUUCAAAGACCUCGGUGUCUGGGAGCUGCUCAAUCUUCGACCUGAGGUUAUCCUCGGCAUGGGCGAUGCUCUGUACAGGCAAUUUGGCAUCACGUCCAAGUUUCUGGAGGGAGCAUUAACGCCGUUCAACAUUCAAACGACUGGCAAGGACGAACUGGAGCGCGAAUUUGGCAUUUCCAAGCCGACCAAAUACUUCCUGGCUCAAACCCGGCAUUACUCGUGGCCCAAAGGCGGUGCUAUUGCUGGCAUUGGAUCCUCCAAUAUGCAGGGCGUGGAGCUCGACCUGGACGGUCACAUUUCCCUCGAGGCCCUCGAACGGGAGCUCAAUCGCUGUCUGGAGGAGCGACAGGCUGUGUACGCGGUGGUGGCUAUUAUUGGAUCCACCGAAGAAGGUGAGGUCGAUUCACUGUAUGACAUUCUCGCUAUGCGUCGACGAUUCCAGGACAAAGGACUGUCGUUCUUGGUGCACGCCGACGCAGCCUGGGGCGGAUACUUUGCCAGCAUGAUUCCCCGGUCCCUGAUGGCCCCUGGACGACACAGCAAGAUAGGAGACGGAAAGGAAGCGGUGGGUCAAGUGCCGUCGCUGUCCCUGAAGACCGACACCCUCUGGCAUAUGAUUGCCCUUAAGGAGGCCGACUCGAUCACGGUAGAUCCUCACAAGGCGGGCUACAUCCCGUAUCCUGCCGGAAGCCUGUGCUAUCGCGACGGUCGCAUGCGCUUCCUGGUUACCUGGACCAGCCCGUAUCUGACACAGGGAUCAAUGGAGAACAUCGGCGUGUACGGUGUGGAGGGCAGCAAGCCCGGCGCCGCCGCCAUGUCUGCCUGGCUCUCCAACCAGACCAUCGGACUCGAUCCAAGGGGGUACGGAAUGCUCUUGGGCGAGGCAGCCUUCACCAGUGCACGACUUUCGGCCUUCUACGCCGCGAUGCAUCUGCGACAGCCCAAGGAUGAUGGCAAGCCCUACUAUAUUAUUGUCCCCUUCAACCGGCUGCCAGUCGAAAAGGAGGGGUAUGACAUCCUGUCCGACGCCAUGAACAAACGUCGCGAGUGGAUUUGGGACAAUGUAAUUACCAAAGACAACGAUCAAGUCAGCGGCAAUCCCGAGGUGAUGGGCUGGCUGCGGGAGAUUGGCUCGGACCUCAAUAUUAACGCCUUCGCAAUCAACUGGUAUCACGCAGACGGUACCCUCAACGACGAUCUGGAAGAGGCCAACUACUUGAUGAGACGGGUGGUCAAUCGCCUGUCCAUCACCAGGAGCGGCAUGGAUCCCAAUGCAAUCCCACUUUUCCUGACCUCAACCCAGUUCGAGCCCACAAUGUACGGCAAAUGCGCGCAGAAUUUCAUGGAGCGACUGCACCUGCGACCCUGCGCCCAGGAUCUCUGGGUGCUGCGCAACGUCGUCAUGAGUCCCUUCCCCACGGAUCGCGGCUUCAUCCGAGAGCUCAUGCAGGAACUCGAGAAGGUGAUUGUCGACGAGGUCAAGAACACCUGUCGCCCGCGAAACAGCCCUUUGGCCAACAAGCUCGAGUUCCUGCUACGGGGCACCGACGAGAUUUUCCUGGAUUUCCAGACCAGUUUCCAUCGCGCCACGCAGCGCCAGCAGAUCAUCCUGGCGGCGGAGCUGGCGGCGGAUGUCCAAAAGAAGUACGUUGACCUGAAGCGCAAAUUCCCCAAGCAGGAGAUCGGGUUCUUGUCCGAUGAUGUGCAGCAUCUCAAACAUAUGAUGGAGCAAAUCGAGCAACAGAGUCAGCCCCCUCCAGUUGUCAAGGGCCGAAUCGGUGUCCGCGACGGGGAAUCCUACCUCCAUGCCAUUGAAUGCAAUGUGAAGAUGACACGCAUCGUCAAAAGUCGUCCUCUGAACUCGGUGAAUCGCGAUGACCACUAUCCCCGCCACUUCAUGCCAUUUUACCUGUUCGGCUCUCAGGACGAGCAUCAUAUCUCGCAUAUGCUGUUGCAGUCGCCCAACGUGAGCCUGUCCGCCAGCAACGUGCAACUACAGGAUGCCCUUGCCAGAAAAGUGGCAUCCCGCCUGGCGAAGCACGAGGGUCUAAUCCUCACCCUGACCGAAUACCGCGAGGAGACUAUGCAUCCCUUCCCGCCGAAGAACGACGACUCAAUGCUCAUUAGUGACAACUUCUUCUUCCGCGAGGGCCAAACAUUCGAGGUGAAGGUGUACGAGGAUCCUAAGCCUGACACCGCCAACGGCCCAGGAUUGCUGGAUGAGCUGCGCACUCCUAUCGCUCGUGGAAGGAUGACUCUGGGAUCGGAUGUCCAUGUCGACGUGGAGACUCUGAAUCGGGACCCGUUCGAUGAGCAGGAAGAUGACGUCAAGUGGGAUUCGGAGUUGGACGAGAUAACCAAUGUCUUGAAUAGUGGUCAGUAG
Messenger RNA from Aspergillus tanneri, 3027 nucleotides. RefSeq names its product pyridoxal phosphate-dependent decarboxylase family protein. The coding region runs from base 1 to 3027 and encodes 1008 amino acids. The record is from RefSeq and is a predicted model, not a curated record. Gene Ontology annotation, biological process: carboxylic acid metabolic process. NCBI's taxonomy places the organism in Eukaryota, Fungi, Ascomycota, Eurotiomycetes, Eurotiales, Aspergillaceae. The transcript is spliced from 5 exons. Gene Ontology annotation, molecular function: pyridoxal phosphate binding; carbon-carbon lyase activity.